Haliotis rufescens (red abalone) is the source of this 1570-nucleotide messenger RNA. RefSeq lists its product as uncharacterized. NCBI's taxonomy places the organism in Eukaryota, Metazoa, Mollusca, Gastropoda, Lepetellida, Haliotidae. Bases 88 to 1071 code for a protein of 327 amino acids. The transcript is spliced from 4 exons. The record is from RefSeq and is a predicted model, not a curated record.
GUCUAGUAUAAAGACAGUGUAGAUUUAAUGUCACACUCUCCAAGAAACCACUAAGGACAGGCGAUAUAGGGAUACCUCCACACCAAAAUGGCCUACCACACUGACCAUUACUCUAUUGAUCCCCUGGAGAGAAUGACCAGACCUGGCGCUGACCAGUACCGCAAAAUCUACCACAAAACCCCCACCAAGCGAAAAUAUGAGGAAGUUGAUAUUGAUGAAUAUGACACUAUAACGGAUCAUGGAUAUUUCUCACAAAGUCCCAUGCACAGUCAUGGAGCGUAUCACUGCCCCAGCCAACACAGGACUCCGUGUGAUUGCAGACUGUGUUGUCAAGACGAUGAUAGGGUCAGUUCACGCCGUCCACCGAGAGAUCAGUUUACAGGAUACGCGUGGCCACCCUACCAAUCCACAUUGAGAAACAUUUACGAAAAUACCCCAACCAAGGUUGCUUGUUGUCAACCCCGCCGGUGCUAUACUGACGUUAAGCACAUAGAAAACAUUCACCGUCCGUCUCGUCCUUCAACCGUGCCGAGGACGUGUCUAACAUCAAGAAAAAGAUUAUCUUUCGAUUCUUCAAACCACGAGCGACAAACUGAUUCAUCACAAGAAUUCAAAUUCAGUCAUGUGAGAGACUUACGUUAUGACAUGGAGUCUGUGGACGUCAGAUUUACCCCGAAAUCGGAAUUGUGCGCCAACAACAUCAAUAAUGAAGGUCCCAGAAUGCCGCCCUGUCGUACCCCUGUACAACAAUCAUCAUCAGAUCGGGGGGUGUUUCUUUAUAACUGUCCUGUGCAGCCAGCAGAAACAGGUACAUCAGGUCGCCAAAGUCAAAGUAUUCACGGAAGCCGACAAACCACGCACCAAGGUCCCAACAGCACCAGUUCCUGCAAGUGCUCGAGCCUGAAACAAGGCUUCAUCACACUCGCAGCAAACGCCUUCAGCAACAUCAAGAGGAAGGACUCGUCGGCAGAAAGCUUUCAGCAGUUUAAAACGGAGGUUGACAGAACAAACGAGUUCCUUAAACAGACGCUUGAAAUGCUGACAACUUUCAAAGAUCUUUGUGGACAUUAAAGAGGACAUCCGCACACUAACACUGAACAAAGGGAUUGAAUGCAUCCCCAUACUUGCAUAUCAAACACGUAUCAAAGCGAAUCUGUGAUAAAGAGUUAUGUGCAUACGUAUAACUGUUAAAUAUGUCGAGCGAAUCUGUGAUUCAGUUUUAGAUUUUAAAUGUUCGUACUGUUCGGAUAUCAUAACGAAUCGGCCAUGUUCAGCCCUGUCAACAUAUCUGAUCACACCGAACAUUGCUGAUAGGGCUAAGCAUGGCUGAUUCGUUAUGAUAUCUAAACAGUACGAACAUUGAACAUCUAUAUAUCAAAGCGAGUAUAUAUAUUAGUGAAUCUGUGAUCAGAAUAUCAUAUACUUCGUACUGCUCACUUCUCAAAGCGACUCUGGGAUGCCGACCUCUGUGCAUCCUUUUGACUGUUACAUAUAUUAAAGCGAAUCUGUGGUAGUACAAUAUGAUGCUCGCAGUUAAAGCAAGUUUGUGAAAUAAAUAUUUUUGUUUCGA